Molecule: messenger RNA, 1170 nt
Organism: Acanthosepion pharaonis
Lineage: Eukaryota; Metazoa; Mollusca; Cephalopoda; Sepiida; Sepiidae
Source: the annotation of a GenBank genome assembly
AUGCCAAAAGCAGUUCCUAAGAUCCUAAGAUAUCUGCAAAGAGAAAGAUAUAAAGGUCAAGUGGCCAUUCGUAUUCAGGUAGAGGCAGUAAAAGCACUGGUCCCCAAGAUGGAGCUGCUAGACCGUGUCAGUGUAGAGGACCUCAGCAGCAGUACAGGGACUCAUAGUGUCGAAAUCAGCUUUUCCCCCAGCAGGAGGCGCCACCAUUGUUCUUAUGAAAAUAUGACUCUGUUGGAGUCACCUGAUGAGGGACCACAUAUCCACCCACAUCUUAUCAAAGAAUAUGCUUAUUCCCAUGAUGAUGAUGAUGAUGUGAUUAAACCCAAAAAGUCCUGUUGGUGCAUCUGUUUUCCAAGUUUGUUUCGUCGCAAGAAAGAUUCCAAAUAUAAAAAACACAACAGCUCUGGCCGCCGUGACCGCACAUCACAAGUCACUCCUCCAGAUAUUUCGAAAUACACCAAUGUGGUGACCAGCUCCCCGUCCACCCACAAACGACGGCAUGAAGAGCACAUUGCAAUGAAUGGCAAAUAUUAUCAGAACAGACGACAUGGAAAACAUUAUAAGAAUGAAUGUCCCAAUGUUCCAGAUAUUGUUCAGUACAAGAAUUCUAUAAAUGAAGCCCAUUUUUCUUCCCCAGACUCCCUGAAGAGCCGGCACUCAGGUAGCUCAGCUCUUAUUCAAGGUUACCGUCGAGACUCAAAUAGCAUGGCCUCAAGCAGAAGCAGCAUGCUUCCACCCCCUUCUCCUGCAAAACAAGUCAUGUAUUCAUCUCUAGAGCAAGGACAGUCAGUAUCUCAAAAAAUUGAAUUAACUGAGGAGUGGCGUGGGGACGGGGAAGUGCUUGAUGAAAAAGCUAAUAAAUUCUAUGUCCUAUUUGACAGUGCUGGCAACCCUCAUUACACAAACCUGAUAAAAUAUUUUGAGCAAGAUCGAGGAACUCUUGUAAUGAGUGCUCAUCGAAGGGAUACACUUGUUGUGAUGAACAUUUGCAUGACCAAAGAUCAACUAAAGAGGCUGCAGGCGGAUUACAGUUCUGGCAAACUCACUAGGGAUAUUGAAGAACGGUUGGUUAACAUGCAAGUUCUCAAUGCAGUAGACGCCAAAGAGAUGCGUCUAUCUACAAUUAUUGACGACAGCGAAUUUAGCCAAGCUGAAGAAGAACUUGGUUAA